Exophiala xenobiotica is the source of this 1026-nucleotide messenger RNA. RefSeq lists its product as uncharacterized. Bases 1 to 1026 code for a protein of 341 amino acids. The transcript has a single exon. The record is from RefSeq and is a predicted model, not a curated record. Lineage: Eukaryota; Fungi; Ascomycota; Eurotiomycetes; Chaetothyriales; Herpotrichiellaceae.
AUGGCAUUCCUCAGAGACGAGAGCGUCGACUCAAUGCACGGUCGCCUGUACGGUUCCACGCACCCUCCUCCGAGCAAGCUACGACUUCUCCCUGAGAUCAUCUCGCACAUCAUCUCCUUCGUCAUCCCAAACAGCAGCCUCACCAUAUCAAAUGACCCCGACUGCAAUUCUCAUUUCGACACCAUCAUCUCGUUUCUGAAGACCAGCAUCAAGACCAAAAACGAAACCUUGAGACAAAUCUAUCGACAGCCACUACAUAUCUGCAUUACAAGCGUAAGCACGAGCUGGUUCCGAAAUGUUUCCCAAUCCCUACUGGGCAGAGCGGCGAGCCUACCACUCAGCAACUGGCUUGUAUUGAACAUCCCGUUUACGCCUGUACCUGGGUCUCCCUGCCUCCAUACAGCUCCCUGGGACUUCAUAUCCGUAGCCAGAGAAGAUCAUCUCUUCCAGAUGGAAGCUGUCUAUAAUUGUGUAGUGCUUCUGUCUGAGAUGCUUGCGAGACAUCUGAAACAACAAUAUGCUGCGCAUGAAAGCAAUGCUACCUUAAAGAUUGCUUUCACUUUUGCGGAGGUGUGGGUGGACAGAAUGGAUAACAGUCAGCAGCAGCAGGGCUUUUUUAACAUAGGGACGGUUUUUGACCUCAUGAGGCCCUGGGGAUGGACAGCUGCGACAACAGAAGCCCUUACUGGCCAGAUCAGUUUUCCCCCUAUGAUGUUUACAGGGCACUACCACUCGUACCACGACAGCCCUGACGGCCGCGAGGCUUCUCGCUCUCGAAGCUUUGUGGAGGAUCUUGAACGUCAAUUUUCUGCCUCGUGGUCGCCCCGGUUACAACUCCCAUUAUACACCCCGUUAUCGAGACUCAAUUUCGACCCUACGAACUGGCGGUGGACGCGACACCCAGGAAUCUUUGCCAACGAGUUGAACAAUGCCUCCGGAUUGCUUUGUAUCAAGAUCACGCCUGACACGACGGCAGGGAAUGGCCUUGGGAUCUGGGAGCCAGCGAUACUACAGAGGGAGCCUUGA